Salvia miltiorrhiza (redroot sage) is the source of this 2605-nucleotide messenger RNA. Its product is annotated as serine/threonine-protein kinase BSK7-like. NCBI's taxonomy places the organism in Eukaryota, Viridiplantae, Streptophyta, Magnoliopsida, Lamiales, Lamiaceae. The coding region runs from base 722 to 2188 and encodes 488 amino acids. Gene Ontology annotation, molecular function: ATP binding; protein binding; protein kinase activity. Gene Ontology annotation, biological process: protein phosphorylation; brassinosteroid mediated signaling pathway. The record is from RefSeq and is a predicted model, not a curated record. The transcript has 12 exons.
GUAUAAUUUAUAGAUGUGUGGUGCGCAGGAGAAUCACAAAAUAGCAUUAGUAAAAGGAAAACAGAAAGGCAAUCAUGAAUAUUAUGUCGGUGGAAAUUGAAAAAAAGAAAUAGCAAAACACAUUACAUUACAUUACCCCUCUUCACGCCCUAAAUAGAUCUACACACACUCACACACACCCCACACGCACACAUCUGUGUGCAUCUGUAUCUAUUUUAUAUCUAUCAUUUAUGUUCACCUGUCUUUACAUCUGCCCCCGAAUCAUUUUCUCUCUCCGAUCUCCCCCUUUUUGAGCCUCACCUACACAUGCAUAUACAAAAACAAAUACAUAGACAAAUUUAGCAUCAACUACUUUCGCUUCGCUGCUUUGACCAAAUCAAGUUUAGUCAAGAAACCUCUUUAAGGUGAAUUACUGAGUUGAAACAGCUAAAAGAGGAAGUUCCUUGGGUCGUGUUGCAGUAAAGUUGGGAUUUUCUGGAUUCAGAAAUGUUGAUUUUGGUGCCUCGGAGUUGACCAAGAUUUCGGUAUUUGGUAAAAAUUUUUGUACUGAAGACACUCAAAUCAGCAUUGCCGCUUGGACACUUUACUUGUAUGAAGUAUUACGUAAAUGCAUAGUGGAUGUGUGGAUUCCUAGCCUUCGAGAAAAGGAGUAGUAGUUUUGGCAUAGUGGAAGAUUGAAAUUCCCUAUUCGUUUGUAUUUAAUUUAAUUUGCUGUAUUGGGAUGGGCUGUCACUGUUCAAAGCUGACCUUGUGUUGUUUUAACUCGGAGCAUAAUGGACCUGUUCAUGAAGCUAAUAAUGCUGAAAACGAGGAGAAAAGUGAAAUUGGGGAUUUGCCUACAUUUCGUGAAUUUUCUGUUGAACAACUUAGGAUAGCUACAUCUGGGUUUGCAGUAGAGAACAUAGUUUCUGAACAUGGGGAGAAAGCUCCAAAUGUGGUUUAUAAGGGGAAAUUGGAUAAUCAGAGGCGGAUAGCUGUCAAACGUUUUAAUAGGUCUGCUUGGCCUGACGCGCGGCAGUUCAUGGAAGAAGCAAAAGCUGUUGGCCAACUCCGGAACUACAGAUUGGCUAAUUUGCUUGGCUGCUGCUGUGAAGGUGAUGAGAGGUUACUGGUUGCUGAAUUUAUGCCCAAUGAAACUCUUGCAAAACAUCUGUUUCACUGGGAAACACAACCGAUGAAGUGGGCAAUGCGGUUAAGAGUCGCUUUAUAUAUCGCGCAAGCUUUAGAAUAUUGCACGAGCAAGGGUCGGGCACUUUAUCAUGAUCUUAAUGCCUACAGGAUUGUCUUUGAUUACGAUGGCAAUCCCAGAUUGUCGUGCUUUGGAUUGAUGAAGAAUAGUAGAGAUGGUAAAAGCUACAGUACAAACUUGGCAUUUACUCCACCAGAGUACCUAAGGACUGGAAGAGUUACCCCAGAAAGUGUAAUUUACAGCUUUGGAACACUUUUGCUUGACCUUCUAAGUGGAAAACACAUACCACCAAGUCAUGCCCUUGAUUUGAUUAAGGAUCGGAAUCUUCAGAUGUUGACAGAUUCUUGUUUAGAAGGUCAAUUUUCCAACGAUGAUGGAACAGAGUUAGUGCGUCUAGCUUCAAGAUGCUUACAAUAUGAACCUCGUGAGAGGCCAAAUCCAAAAUCAUUAGUUGCUGCAUUGAUUCCUCUUCAGAAGGAAACUGAGGUCCCUUCUCAUGUAUUAAUGGGUAUUCCUCAAGGUGGAGAGGUAGUGUCCUUGACAGCCCUUGGUGAAGCAUGCUUAAGAAUGGAUUUAACUGCCAUUCAUGAGAUAUUGGAAAAACUUGGUUACAAAGAUGACGAGGGAGCAGCAACUGAGCUUUCAUUCCAGAUGUGGACAAAUCAAAUGCAGGAUACUUUGAACUCGAAGAAAAAGGGGGAUGUGGCUUUCCGGCAUAAAGAUUUUAGGGUUGCCAUUGAAUGUUUCACACAGUUUAUUGAUGUUGGAACAAUGGUCUCCCCAACUGUUUAUGCUCGCCGAAGUUUGUCACAUCUCAUGAGUGAUGUGCCUCAGGAGGCCCUCAAUGAUGCAGUUCAAGCACAAGUUAUAUCUCCCGUUUGGCAUAUAGCUUCGUAUUUACAAGCUGCUGCUCUCUUUGCUCUAGGGAGGGAGAAUGAGGCACAAAUAGCACUCAAAGAAGGUUCCAUACUCGAAGAGAAGAGAAACGUAACAUCCUGAGACAGGAAACGGUGUUUCUGGCGCUGAGACGUGUAUAAAUGACGAGGGACAGCACCAUCUAAGCCCGAGCCAACUUAUAAGAACGUAAUGUUAUCCUUGGCAUCCACGGGAUUGUGUUUAGUUGUUGAAGGAUCUUUUUCUCUACAUGAUUUGGAUGGGCUGUUUCCUAUGGAUUGAUGCAUCAAACGCUUUCGCUUUGUGCAGCGAGUUUGGCUUUGCAGAAUCAAGGCAAUGAUGAUUGAGUGGCAGUGGAAAGGGAUCACCAUGUUGAUAAAGAGACCUGCUGUUUUUUCUUUAUUUGUAUUUUGUCACUCUCAUUUCUUGUUUGUUGGUUUUAGAUAAUUUUAUUUGCUCCAGUGUUAUUGGUUUGUAUUUGGCAUUGUUAUUAUCAAAUGAGUGCUUAAAUUGGGUUGAAAA